Camellia sinensis is the source of this 1859-nucleotide messenger RNA. RefSeq names its product pectinesterase-like. Gene Ontology annotation, molecular function: pectinesterase activity; enzyme inhibitor activity. NCBI's taxonomy places the organism in Eukaryota, Viridiplantae, Streptophyta, Magnoliopsida, Ericales, Theaceae. The record is from RefSeq and is a predicted model, not a curated record. Gene Ontology annotation, biological process: cell wall modification.
UUGUACUAUGACACAGAUGGCUUCCAUGCAGUCUACCAUUUGCAUUUUCUCUCUCUUUCUCACCCUCCAUUUCUUGUCUCCAUCCCUUGCAAAUGCCUAUUCCUCAACACCAACCUCACCGGAUACCAUUUGCGAUUCCACACCUUUCCCUUUCUUCUGCAAAUCCCUGUUACCAAACAAUCAAUCUUCCACCAUAUACGAUUAUGGCCGGUUUUCCAUUCACCAUUCGCUAGAAAGAACUAGUAAUUUCCUUUCAUUGGUCAACGGCUUCCUCAGACUCAAAUAUGGGCUCUCCCAACCCACUAUCCGUGCUCUCGAGGAUUGCCAGUUCCUCAUUGGCUUAAACAUAGAUUUCUUGUCUAGCACUAUUCAAUCCAUCGGUUCUACAAAUAUCCUUCAAAGUUCACAGGCCGAAGACACACAUACCUUGCUUAGUGCCAUUAUGACAAACCACCAAACCUGUUCAGAUGGGCUUCAAGCCACAACUCCAUCUUCUAGCAUUCAAAACGCCCUUUUAACCCCUUUCUAUGAUGGAAACAAGCUGUACAGCGUAUCGCUUGCGCUAUUUAGGCACGGUUAUGUUCCUCAGACAGGAAAAGGCAGGUGGCUAGCACAAAGAGAGUCAGUGUUUUCAAAAAAUGGUCACUUGGGUCUGAAAAUGUCGAGCCAAGAAGACCGAAAGGUUUACGAGUCAGUGAGUGGAAGAAAAGUCCUGCAAACUAGUGUGGGUGGCGGUAAUGUGAAGGUGAGCGAAAUGGUGACUGUGAGCAAAGAUGGGAGCGGGAACUUCAGCACGAUUAGCGAUGCGGUGGCAGCUGCACCAAACAAAACCGAUGGUAGCAAUGGCUACUUCAUGAUUUAUGUGGUUGGAGGAGUAUAUGAAGAGUAUGUUUCAAUUGCGAAGAACAAACAGUACUUGAUGAUGGUCGGAGACGGGAUUAACAAGACUGUGAUUACGGGGAACCGGAGUGUGAUUGACGGGUGGACUACAUUUAAUUCUGCAACAUUUGCCGUAGUUGGACAAGGAUUUGUGGCAGUAAACAUAACCAUUCGCAACACAGCAGGAGCAGUAAAGCAUCAAGCAGUGGCACUUCGAAACGGCGCCGAUCAAUCCACUUUCUACGACUGCAGCUUUGAAGGCUACCAAGACACCUUGUAUGCCCAUUCUCUCAGGCAAUUCUACAGACAAUGCGACAUCUACGGCACAGUGGACUUCAUAUUCGGAAAUGCUGCUGUAGUUUUCCAGAACUGCAAUAUGUAUCCGCGGCUCCCCAUGCAAGGCCAGUUUAACGCAAUCACUGCGCAAGGCAGGACAGAUAUAAACCAGAAUACCGGUACUUCAAUACAGAAUUGUAGCAUUACAGCUGCCCCUGACUUGGCGACGAGCAAUGGCACGACACAGACGUUCUUGGGCAGGCCGUGGAAGCAAUACUCAAGGACAGUUUACAUGCAAUCGUUUAUGGAUAGCUUGAUUGAUCCUGCUGGUUGGAUUGCAUGGUCCGGAGAUUUUGCACUGAACACGUCGUAUUAUGCAGAAUACAAUAAUAGAGGGCCGGGGUCCAGUACUGCUAGCAGGGUUACUUGGCUCGGUUAUCAUGUGAUAACCGCAACGGAUGCGAUUAACUUCACUGUCUCUAAUUUCAUAUCAGGAGAUGAUUGGUUGUCUGCAACUGGAGUCUCUUACACUGCUGGUUUAACAUGAUCAUAGCAACUUGAGAUGCCUUAUUUAUUUAUUUAUUUGUUCUUUUAUAUUCAAAUUUGAUUCUAUUUUUUGUUUUUGUUUUUUUUUUCCUCAAAAUUGCAAUUAAUUCAUGAUGUAUUUACUUGGAAAUUUGAAUUUAGUUAUUUGUUUUAAUCUA